This is a messenger RNA of Aplosporella prunicola CBS 121167, 654 nucleotides long. RefSeq lists its product as uncharacterized. The transcript has a single exon. Bases 1 to 654 code for a protein of 217 amino acids. The record is from RefSeq and is a predicted model, not a curated record. NCBI's taxonomy places the organism in Eukaryota, Fungi, Ascomycota, Dothideomycetes, Botryosphaeriales, Aplosporellaceae.
AUGAGCACCGACUCCGACGCUGCCUCGUCCAACCGUAACCUCGCCAUCAUCAUUGGUUGUGCAUUAGGCGGAGUAGCUGUCUGCGUCAUGGUCGGCCUAUCCUUGUUCUGUUGUAGGAGGAGGAGAGCCAAAGGCGCCAUUCUGGGCCCCAGAGCCGUCACUCCGCUGGACGACGCCGAAUUCGAGUCCUGGAGAAAGCCAAGCAAGCAGAUCCAAUGGCGCGAGAAGAGAUACGACCUCAUGCCCGAACCACCCGCCCCGGCCCUCACCCGCCUACCAAGUCGCACGCGCCGCAGCCGUCCGAACAGCCUGGAGAGCCCCAUCAACAGCCCGACCCUCAUGUACACCUACCGUCCCAAGCCGAGCCGGACCCCAGAACCCGGAGAACACCUCGACUUCCACGCCCGCAACAAAUCCUCUCUUUCCUCGCUGCAAGAGCGCCCGCCCACGCCGUAUUCUCCCACUUCGAGCAGCGACAUGAGCUACCCAUCAACAUUAACAAAGUCGGCGUCGCCCAUGUCGCCGCCACCGCCGUCGGUGACGCGCGCCUCCAAGGCCAUGUCGCCCAAGAGCACGCAUGUGCACUAUCCGUCCAUCUCCGAGGCUUCUGAUUUUGACUUUGGAUUCCACAUGGCUGCGUACAACAAGAUCUAG